Messenger RNA from Exophiala aquamarina CBS 119918, 2664 nucleotides. RefSeq lists its product as uncharacterized. Gene Ontology annotation, biological process: regulation of DNA-templated transcription; DNA-templated transcription. The transcript is spliced from 4 exons. NCBI's taxonomy places the organism in Eukaryota, Fungi, Ascomycota, Eurotiomycetes, Chaetothyriales, Herpotrichiellaceae. The record is from RefSeq and is a predicted model, not a curated record. The coding region runs from base 1 to 2664 and encodes 887 amino acids. Gene Ontology annotation, molecular function: DNA binding; zinc ion binding; DNA-binding transcription factor activity, RNA polymerase II-specific.
AUGGACCAUCAUCGUGGAAGUAUCGAUGCAAUGGGCUAUGAUAUCUCCCAGUUCGUAUCACAGCAACCUCCUCAGAUAUUCGGCGCCUACCACCCCGACGGAAGCCCUAUCCCUCCCACCUUACCUCCUGGGAGCUACUUCGGCGAUCUUAACGACGCUGGUCUCGACGAUAAUGAUCCAAAGCGGAGGAGAAUUGCAAGGGCAUGUGACAUGUGUAGAAAGAAAAAGAUCAAGUGUGAUGGGAAGAUGCCCAAAUGUGGCCAUUGCAUCAACUAUAAAACGGAGUGUGUAUUUACACAGGUCGAGAAGAAACGCAAUCCCCCCAAAGGAGCGAAAUAUAUUGAAGGACUAGAAAACCGCCUGGGCCGCAUGGAGUCUCUCCUGCGCAUGUCUGGCCUGUUGACCGAAGAGGAAGCCGGCAGGACUGAUCUGGGGACUUUGGAGAAGCGCCUUGCGGAAAAGGCAUCCGCCAGAGAACCUUCUGUUCAUAGAACAAACUCUCCCGCAGGCGUCAAGAGCAGCGCGCCCUCCAUGGCCGAAGGUUCUCCCAGACCGGGCUCUCAACCAGAUUCAAACAAUACCCCCCGUGAAACCGUCGGCUCUCCCAGCACUGAGGGCGAAAAGACCGGUCGUGAGGAUGUCGAGAACCUCUCCGAGGCCAUGUGCUCACUAGUUACCAACAAUGUUGGCGAGACGAGAUAUAUUGGCUCAUCUUCGGCAUUUUCCAUCUUUUCAUCUAAAGGCAUCGAGUGGGUCAAUGAAAAAACUGGAGAUGCCUCAUUUCAAGAAACCAUUCAAAAUGCCGUCAACGAAGAAGAAAACAAGUGGCAAUAUUGGAAGCCCGAGGUCUUCGGAGACAUCUUUGUCCGUCGUGUUUUCAAGCCACUUCCCCCGAAGGAAGAAGCCUUGUCUUUGUUCAAGGACUUCUUUGAAAACUUCAACUGCAUGUUUCCCUUGUUCCACGAGCCAACAUUCAUGCAUCUAGUCGACAAGCAGUAUUCGAAAGACCCCUACGAGGGGAGUGGUUGGUGGGCCAGCAUCAAUGUUGCUCUGGCUAUCGCAUACCGCAUCAGAGUCAUGAGCAAUGUCGUCCCACAAGAGGACGACCAAAAAGCUUGGCUCUACCUCAAGAACGCAAUGGGAGUCAUCACCGAAUUGACCAUGCGAAACACCGAUCUCCUCAGUGUGCAAGCUCUCUUAGGUAUGGCUUUGUUUCUUCAAGGGACGCCAAAUCCGCAACCAUCCUUCUUCCUAAUUGCCGCUGCCAUUCGAUGCUCACAUACCAUUGGCCUUCACAAGCGUGGCUCUGCAUUCAAUCUGAAUCCCAUCGAAGCUGAACAGCGCAAACGAGUGUUCUGGAUCGCCUAUCUACUGGACAAAGAUACCUGCCUCCGUGCCGGCCGGCCGCCCGCACAAGAUGAUGACGAUAUGAACGUCGAACUUCCUUCUGAGGAUCCCCCGGAUAACAUUGGCAACGUACCGCUCGCAGACGGCAAGGGAAAGAUCAACUUAUUCCGCCUGAUGUGUGAGUUCGCCAUCAUUUCCAGCAAAGUCUAUCGCCAGUUGUACUCCGUCAGAGCCUCAAAACAGAGCGAUGGUGAACUUCUCAACACAAUCGGCGAACUUGACAAAGAACUCGAGGCUUGGAAAGACAGCAUACCGCUGGACUUUCGACCAGAGCACGAAAUCAAGACGGCGCACACCCCUCUCAUACUGCACAUUGUCGUCCUACACUUCUCCUACUAUAAUUGUUUGACCACAAUCCAUCGCAUGUCGGUUCACCACGGCUACUGGACCAGCCGUUUAUCCGAAUACGCUAUACAAGGACUCAACGCACGACCCCUCAAUCCCCGUGUCUUUUCAUCUGCAGCGCUUUGCGUUUCAGCCGCUCGAGCCUCGAUACACCUCAUCAAAUACAUCCCCCAGGGCGACUUUGCCUGCGUCUGGCUAGUUUUGUACUUUCCAGUCUCUGCGUUGGUAACACUCUUUGCCAACAUCUUGCAAAACCCGCAAGAUACCCGCGCCCGAGCCGACAUCAAGCUCAUGGAUCUCGUAGUGAAUUUCUUGACCAAUGUCUCGCACGAUGAAGAUACUGGAUCGCUUACCCGCAUGCUUACAGUUUGCGCCGAGUUCGCACGAAUCGCCCGAGUGGUGAUUGAAAAGGCCGAGAAAGAAGGAUCGAAGCGGAAGCGCAGGCUGGUCCCCGAAGAAGUUCUCCGGGUCAACCAGUCCGCCAUGUCACAAAUACAAUCCCAGCUGAAUGGGCGUGCAGCUGGUUCUCGAAGGUCAAGCGCCAACGGAGGUUCUCCUCUUGCACCUUCAACUCUGCCUUCAUCGAACAUGCCCAAUACUCCUCUGAACAACCACGUUCACCUGAAUGGGAUCAACCCUAAUGUCCCCUUUUCCAAUAUGGCCGCGUUCGAGAGUGACUACUUAGACAUGCUGCCACAGACGGGUCUCAGUCCCGAUCUCCUCAAUCAGAACCUUCCAAGCUCUACCAUGUCACCUCUCAAUGUCGGAUCUUUCCAACAACCUUUCGUUCCUCAAGAUCUUUGGCAGAUGCCCAUGACAUUUGAAUGGGACUGGGCCGAUUUUGGGCAGCAGGGCUAUAACGAUUUCGUCUUGAGCGAUAAUUUGAAUGAAGGAAUGAUGCCGAACCAAUGA